AGAAGGAGGAGGACGUGAGGGGUGGGAAUAGAGACGAGAAUAACACAAGUUCGUUAUCAGAGCUUCUCUUUCUCAAGGUCUUCAAUGGCUUUGGCUGGAGAGAUCCUGACCAAUCGCACUGCCGCUUAGCCAGAAACUCACCAUUCAGCGUUCAUCCAGCAGACAUCCUGCGAAGCCACACACAAGAAGCUCAUGCCUCAUAGAAGUGAUCACAGACAUCCAGAGCCUGGUGAUGAUGGAGGCCUGCUGUGGUGCUCUGCACUGAGGAAGCUCACCAAAGUGAUCUAGAUCUUUGUCGAUUGUGUAUCCAGAGGUUAAAACAGGUCAAAUCGAGAUUGUAUCAAACAAGACUGCAGAGGAAGAAACUUUCUGAACUUUCAGGAACUUCCAUGAACUUCUAGGAAUUUCCAUGAACUUCUAGGAACUUCCAGGAACGUCCAGGAACUUCUAAGAACUUCUAGGAACUUCCAGACCUUUCACCUGAAGCAGCAGAAGGAUGAACAUGACGAUGAUCUGGACGAUGCUGCUGAGCUUCAGUCUCAGCUGGCUCCUGGCUCAUACACACAGUACACACCUGGUCUCCCACACCUGCUCAGCCAAUGGCACGACUCGCUCGUUCUUCUGUCUGGGUAGUAAAGUCCAUCAAUUGUCAAGCGCCAUACCCAAAAAUACCACAUACGUGGAGAUUAAGCUGACUCAGAUCACUGUGUUUCCACAAGGAGCCAUCUCAUCUCUUCACGAGCUCAAACGCAUAAUGGUGUCUGAGAACGGAGCCCUCAAGCAAAUCAGAGCCCACGCCUUCGCAAACCUCACCAAACUAGAGGAGAUAACUAUAACUAAAUCUAAAAACCUUGUCACCAUACACAAAGACGCCUUCUGGGGACUCCCAAAACUGAAAUAUUUGACCAUUUCAAACACUGGUCUCACAAUUCUGCCAGACUUCUCCAAGGUCCAGUCUUCUGCGCUCGAGUUUCUGUUUGACCUACAAGACAACAUGCACAUAGAGGUGAUACCAAGCAAUGCUUUCUAUGGACUUACCAGCGGUAUCAUAACUGAACUGCGACUGACCAAGAACGGGAUCACUAAAGUGGACGUUAAUGCUUUCAAUGGUACCAAAAUGGAAAAAUUGUUUCUCAUGGGAAAUCAACAACUGAAGAAUAUCCACAGCAAUGCCUUUCUAGGAGCUGAAGGCCCUGUCGUUCUGGACGUCUCUCGUACUGCCAUCAGUUCCUUACCUGAGAGCAUGCUGAGGAGUCUGAAGCUGCUGACCGCCACCUCUGUCUACUCUCUGAGAUGGUUACCCAGUCUGGAGCUGUUUGCUGAGCUCACCCAGGCCAACCUCACCUACCCCAGCCACUGCUGCGCCUUCAAAAACUUCAAAAAGAACAAGUCGGAGAAGAACAAUUUGUGUAAUGACCCCACCCUCCGCAACCAGGAGCCAGGCUUUUUCGAGGAGCACUGUAAGGACGUGAUCAAAGUGACCUGUUUUCCAGAACCGGAUGCUUUCAACCCAUGCGAGGACAUCAUGGGCUUCACCUUCCUGAGGGUUCUUAUCUGGUUCAUCAGUAUCCUGGCCAUUGUGGGAAACUCCACUGUCCUCCUGGUGCUCCUCAGCAGCCGUUACAAGCUGACUGUGCCCAGGUUCCUCAUGUGCCACCUGGCUUUCGCUGACCUCUGUAUGGGGCUCUACCUGCUGAUGAUCGCUGCCGUAGACAUCCAAACCCGCUCCCACUACUACAACUACGGCAUCGACUGGCAGACCGGCCCAGGGUGCCGGGCGGCCGGCUUCUUCACGGUCUUCGCCAGCGAGCUCUCUGUCUACACUCUGACAGCCAUCACUCUGGAGCGUUGGCACACCAUCACUCACGCCAUGCAGCUGGAGAGGCAGCUGCGCCUGCGCCAUGCAUGCGCACUGAUGGCAGGUGGAUGGAUCUUUGCUGUACUGACUGCACUGCUGCCCAUGUUGGGCGUGAGCAGCUUCAUGAAAACCAGCAUCUGCAUACCCAUGGACGUGGAGACUGCACUAUCGCAAGGCUACGUGAUACUGCUCCUGCUGCUCAACGUAGCUGCGUUCCUUUGCGUCUGCGCAUGCUACCUGCGCAUCUACAUGACCGUGCGCAACCCUGACUUUGUGCACGCCCAUGCAGACAUGAGGGUGGCCAAGCGCAUGGCCGUGUUAAUCUUCACCGACUUCCUCUGCAUGGCACCCAUCUCCUUCUUCGCCAUCUCUGCCGCACUCAAGCUGCCACUCAUAACAGUGUCUCAUGCCAAGGUGCUGCUGGUGCUCUUCUACCCAAUCAAUUCAUGUGCCAACCCCUUCCUCUACGCCUUCUUCACAAAGACCUUCAAGAGGGACUUCUUCAUGCUGGCCAGUCGCUUCGGCUGCUUCAAGACAAGGGCACACAUGUACCGCACCGAGACCUCCUCUGGGCAAAACGGGGUGGCAGACCUCUCCAAAGACCAGCGACGGGACGCUCUACUCACUCGUGCACCUCAGUCACCCUCACUUAACCCACUGACCUCCACUGACCCCCACUGACCCCAUGGACCCUACUGACCCCAAUGACCUCACCAUCCCCCAGAGCUUUCCAGAGCUUUGAACUGCAAGCUGCUCUUACGUCUUAUGUUCUCCUACAUACAAUAUGUUCAUUUUAAUCCUGUACCUGGCCUAUAGACCUGUUCGCAAAUUGGUGUUGGGGGAAUUUCUCACUUGAACUGAGUUAAUGGGUCCCUAGACAUGAAAAAUCCCAGAGGUGCUCAUCCGCCAUAGUGCCACGAAUUCCCCAAUGGUCACAUCA
Molecule: messenger RNA, 2798 nt
Organism: Astyanax mexicanus (Mexican tetra)
Lineage: Eukaryota; Metazoa; Chordata; Actinopteri; Characiformes; Acestrorhamphidae
Gene: fshr
Product: follicle stimulating hormone receptor
Biological process (GO): male gonad development; follicle-stimulating hormone signaling pathway
Cellular component (GO): membrane
Molecular function (GO): G protein-coupled receptor activity; protein binding; follicle-stimulating hormone receptor activity
Source: RefSeq, a predicted model, not a curated record